Molecule: messenger RNA, 797 nt
Organism: Vicia villosa (hairy vetch)
Lineage: Eukaryota; Viridiplantae; Streptophyta; Magnoliopsida; Fabales; Fabaceae
Exons: 6
Coding region: 30-635 (201 amino acids)
Biological process (GO): tRNA metabolic process
Cellular component (GO): cytoplasm
Molecular function (GO): D-tyrosyl-tRNA(Tyr) deacylase activity
Source: RefSeq, a predicted model, not a curated record
UAUUUUCAACAACAACAAUUAAAAUAAAAAUGCAGUUGCAAACCCAAUCGCUGUGGCCGUGUAAAUUUGUAGGCAACAACAACACCACCAGAAUCAGAACAACACUUCCAAACAACAAGAGAAGAACUUCGAAGUCACUGCGAGUCAGAGCAAUGCGAGCGGUGGUUCAGCGUGUGGCCUCCGCAUCGGUCGAAGUCGAAGGCCGCAUCGUAUCGGAAAUCGGUCCCGGCCUUCUCGUUCUCGUCGGGAUUCAUGACUCCGACUCUGAUGCCGACGCCGAUUACAUAUGUCGAAAGGUGUUGAACAUGAGGUUAUUUACAAAUGAAGAUAGUGGCAAAGCAUGGGACCAUAGUGUCAUGCAGAAAAAUUAUCAAGUUUUACUUGUGAGUCAGUUUACGUUGUAUGGAAUCUUGAAGGGUAACAAGCCAGACUUCCACGUGGCAAUGGCACCUCAAAGAGCCAAGCCCUUCUAUGCCUCGGUAGUCGACAGGUUUAGGAAUGCUUAUAACUCUGAUGCAAUCAAGGAUGGUGUAUUUGGAGCUAAGAUGAAGGUAAGUUUGGUUAAUGAUGGACCGGUUACCAUGCAGCUUGAUUCACAGUCAUCCAAAAAUACAGUUGCUGAAGCUGAAUCUUGAUUGGAGGUUGAUCUGACUUGAUGAGCAUGAAUUUGAAUUCUGACCAUUUUGUCAACAAGACCACAUGUAAGACAUUAUUUUUAGUGUAUUCUACUUGAAGCUUUUUCUUACUGAUGUAGUAAACUUAUCAUUUCAUAAGCUCAAAGAAUGAUUAUGUUUGUC